AUGGCUCCAUCAUCAACAACAGGGGCAGGUACUCUGUAUCAGUACAUAAACUGCCGGAUUCUCAGAGGUGGAAAAAUUUUUCGUGAAGAUCUGUGGGUGAGGAAUGGCAAAAUCAUGAACCCUGAGCCGUUGUUUUUUGAUGAGAAAGUUAUCGCAGAUGUCAGGAUUGAUUGUCACAACUUGAUUAUUUCACCUGGAUUGAUAGAAGUUCAACUGAAUGGUGGGUUUGGAUACGAUUUCUCCACUGAUGUAGACAUAGAGAAGGGCAUUUCCAAGGUUGCUAAAGAAGUUCUGGCAUUUGGAAUAACUUCAUUUUGUCCAACCGUCAUCACUUCUUCGCCGACAUUAUACCAUAAGGUUUUGCCAUUAAUAAAGAAAUGUGAAGGAAGCAGCAAGGGUGCUGGAGUGUUAGGUGUUCACAUUGAGGGACCAUUCAUAAACAAAGAGAGAAAGGGGUGUCACCCGGUGCAGCUUAUACAAGACUUUGAUAAUGGCUUUUCUGACAUUCUUGAUGUGUACGGAGAUCUGAGCAAUGUCACCCUUGUCACUCUAGCUCCAGAGAAAAAGAAUGCUUUGGAGGUUAUUGAAGAGUUCUGCAAAAGGGGCAUAACUGUUUCAGUUGGACAUUCCAGCGCUAACUUGGUGGAAGGGGAAGCAGCUGUACGGUCUGGUGCCAGAUUUAUCACUCAUUUGUUUAAUGCUAUGUUGCCAUUCCACCACCGUGACCCACAUCUGGUAGGCCUGCUGACCAGCGACAAGCUCCCACAGAACAGGAAAGUCUUCUACGGCCUGAUCUCAGAUUGUAUCCACACACACCCUGCAGCUUUAAGAAUCGCCCACAGGGUGAACCCUGAUGGAAUAGUCCUUGUCUCUGAUGCUAUUGGGGCCAUGGGUUUGCCAGAUGGAACCUACCAGCUCGGAGAGCAGACAGUUGAGGUUCAAGGAUACGAGGUCUACAUAAAGGAUACUAACAUAUUGGCUGGAGGCACUGCGACUUUAGAUUACUGUGUGCGGUGCUUUGCUAAAGAAACAGGCUGUGGGCCAGUCUUGGCAUUGGAGGCCGCCUCAUUGCACCCAGCACAGCUUCUGGGAAUUGAUGACAGAAAAGGAACCUUAAACUUUGGUGCUGAUGCUGAUUUCAUCUUCCUUGAUGAUGGGCUGAAUGUCAAGGCCACAUACAUUGCAGGAGAGUGUGUCUACACAUCGUCCACAUGA
Molecule: messenger RNA, 1215 nt
Organism: Candidula unifasciata
Lineage: Eukaryota; Metazoa; Mollusca; Gastropoda; Stylommatophora; Geomitridae
Source: the annotation of a GenBank genome assembly